CAGAUUUCGACGACGUCGUUAUAAUUGGAAAACUUGUGCAUUCACUACAACCACUCUAUCCAACAUGGUUCGUAUGAGUGUUCUAGCAGACGCCUUAAACUCUAUUGCCAACGCUGAAAGAAGAGGAAAACGACAAGUUCUUCUUCGUCCCAGCUCUAAAGUCAUCAUCCGCUUUCUACAAGUGAUGCAAAAACACGGAUAUAUUGGAGAGUUUGAACUCGUGGAUGAUCACCGAUCAGGUAAACUGGUUGUUCAUUUGAUAGGCCGAUUGAACAAGUGUGGCGUUAUAUCACCACGCUAUGACGUCAAAGUGCACGAAAUGGAACAAUGGGCUAGUAAUCUACUCCCAAGUAGACAAUUUGGUUUUGUAGUGUUGACUACUUCUUAUGGUAUAAUGGACCAUGAAGAGGCGAGAAGGAAGCAUACUGGAGGAAAGAUAUUAGGCUUCUUUUAUUAAAGCAGUUUCUUUUGACUUGCCAGAAAAACAAAGUACAACAACUUUGC
Messenger RNA from Galdieria sulphuraria, 504 nucleotides. Its product is annotated as 40S ribosomal protein S15A. Lineage: Eukaryota; Rhodophyta; Bangiophyceae; Galdieriales; Galdieriaceae. Gene Ontology annotation, molecular function: structural constituent of ribosome. The transcript has 2 exons. Gene Ontology annotation, cellular component: ribosome; cytosolic small ribosomal subunit. The coding region runs from base 65 to 457 and encodes 130 amino acids. The record is from RefSeq and is a predicted model, not a curated record. Gene Ontology annotation, biological process: translation.